AUGACAAUAAAAACCUACAAAGAUCAUGAAGAAUUAACAGAUGACGAAUUUAAAAAAUUAAAAGAACUGGUCAUGAACGUUGGAUGUACAAUUUUAACAAAAUGUGGUAAAUUUAUAAAAGGAGCUAACGUAGAAAAUGCAUCUUACGGAGCAGGAGUUUGUGCAGAAAGAACAACAAUAAGUAAAGCAAUUACUGAUGGAUAUAAAGAUUUUAAAGCAAUUGCAAUAUCAGGAGAUACUGAAAAUCCAAUAGUUCCAUGUGGGAUAUGUCGACAAUUUAUACGAGAAUUCAAUAAAAAUAUUGUAAUUUUUUUAUUUAAUAAAGAAGGUGAGUUUAUAAAAGUUUAUUUAAAUGAAUUAUUACCUUUAAGUUUUGGACCUGAAGAUCUUGGUAUUAAUACAAAUUAA
This is a messenger RNA of Lodderomyces jiufengensis, 408 nucleotides long. RefSeq names its product cytidine deaminase. NCBI's taxonomy places the organism in Eukaryota, Fungi, Ascomycota, Pichiomycetes, Serinales, Debaryomycetaceae. Gene Ontology annotation, cellular component: cytosol. The record is from RefSeq and is a predicted model, not a curated record. Gene Ontology annotation, molecular function: cytidine deaminase activity; zinc ion binding. The transcript is spliced from 3 exons. Bases 1 to 408 code for a protein of 135 amino acids.